GCACAUCUUGGGUGCAGUUACCAACCUGACUGGUUGCUUGUGAUCUAGAUGUUCAGAAGAGUUUCUUUGUGAUUUGGCUUUCAUUUUGUCAUUUAAUGAAACCCCAGAAGGAAAUGACUGAGGCGGAGCCAUUGGUGUAAUGCGGACUGGGUUUUUGAUUGACUCAUCUGUUUAGUCUUGACAGAAGGUUGUACUUCGCGUGGGGUCAUGCUGUUGGAAUUUUACACGUUUGUUUAACUUGAUUAUAGUUACAGACGCGCGGGUUGCCUUCGUUACGUUUGACACACGAAGACCAAAGGAUUUGCAAGGAGGCCAGAGAAGGGGAAAAGAGAAGUUUAUUUUAAGAAUUUAAAGCUGACUCCAUUAAUUAUUCUUUUUCCAAUAUUCUGUGUGAAAAAUUCAAUAAACAUGGAGUGCUAAAAUCCACAAAGGGGGUGUCUUUAUUUUGGGAGAGAAUUCUGAAUUAAAAUUGAUCUCGCUUAACAUUACCAGGGAAAACCAGAGAAGUUUUUUUUUCUUUUUUUGUUCGAUCAUCUUAAAACUGUUAAAGCAUUGAGUGUUUUUACCAAAAUCAGUGGGACUUGCAUUACAGAAUGUGCAGAAGAGCUAAGAGUCUCCUGCUGUGUUACCAAGACACUGGUUUUAAAAAAGAAAAACAAAUUAGUUGGAAAACUCCAGGUAGUUAUCAAAUUUCUAAUUUUUUAUUUAGAUGCUAUGUUCUAAAGUGAUUUUUAAAAAAUACAUCUUGAAAAAUAAAGUGGCCAAAUCUCAUGGUAAGCCAGUGUCUGCAUAUAUAAGUGAUAAAAUGAAAAGCAGCUGGGCUAAAGGUGUGCUGACAAAGUCGAACAUGCCCGUUAAUGCUACAGGUAGCUAAUACUCAGUGUUUUUUGAGGUGCCCUGUUUUAUUUAUACUCUGGCAUAUGACAAGGAGUAGUUAUGGUCUUUGAGACCAGUUUGCUGCUGUAAGAAAAUGAAACAAAUUGUAAGGCAAUAGUUGCUGAUUCUCAACAAUUUUGUUUUCAGUCUGUUUGGUGUUAUUUCCUGUUGGUACCUUUGAGGGUUUGUUAGCGUAAUGGAGAAUUUAAACUGAAAUACAUCCUGAUUUCAGACAACUGAGAUCUUGGUAGCAGACUGGGGUGAGUAGGUGACAUGUACAUAAAUUAAGUGUAAAUCAGAUUAUUCCAUAGUUUCUCCAUCAGUUCAGAAUUCUCUCCCAGAUAGACACCCCUUUUCUUGUCCUUGCACUAUGGAAGUCUUACAAAAUCCUUUCAUGAUGAACUUGAUCCGCAAUGGUGCGCCUGUGGACUUGCACUAUGACUAUUCCUCUGAACUGUUUCGUAUCUCCACCUUUGCUAAGUUCCCUGCUAAUGUUGGUGUUUCAGAGAGAAGCCUAGCUCGUGCUGGGUUUUAUUACACCGGUAUUGGUGAUAAGGUGCAGUGCUUCCUCUGUAACAUUACUUUGGAAAAUUGGCAGCCUGGAGAUUGCCCAGCUGAGAGGCACAGACGACAGUCCCCCAGCUGCACUUUCAUUCAAGGUAUACCUUCCAGUGCUAGUCUUCUUUCUUCUUCACACUCUGCAUUUUCUCCACCUGUGCAAAGCCUUUCAGCUCUUCAGACAUCCACUUCUCCUCCAUCAAUCCAAAUAGAAGAGUUGAGCUAUUUCAGUCACACAUUUUCUAGCAUGCCUUUGAGGAGUCUUGAAGAUUUGUGUCACCGCAGUAACCUCUCUUCCAACCUUAAUAUGCGUCGUGAGCAAGACCGAUUGGACACUUUCCAAAACUGGAAUGUAAGCAACAUAAUGCCUUCAGAAUUGGCCAAGGCAGGAUUUUACUAUACAGGACAGAGUGACAGGGUAAUGUGUUUUUCUUGUGGCGGAACUUUAAGUAACUGGGAACCUGGUGAUAGAGCAGUUGUAGAGCACCAGAGGCACUAUCCUCAGUGUCGCUUCAUGAGAGGAGAGAGAACAGAGAAUGUUCCUCUUGCACCCCUAUGUGUGUCUAACCCUGUCAUGCAGCUUUAUGAAGAACGAUUAGCUACUUUCAUCAACUGGCCAACAAGGAUUCCUGUACGCCCUGACCAACUAGCAAAAGCUGGUUUUUACUAUGUUGGUCGUAAUGAUGACGUCAAGUGCUUUUGUUGUGAUGGUGGACUUAGAUGUUGGGAAUCGGGUGAUGAUCCUUGGGUUGAACAUGCUAAAUGGUUUCCGAGAUGUGAGUACCUUCUUCAAGAAAGGGGACAAGAUUUCGUGCACCAGAUUCAAGCCAGGUUCCCUCGUCUUUUUGAACAGCUCCUUUCUAAUGGUGAUAACAAUUCUCGUGAGUUCUCAGAUCCUCCAGGAUUUGAAGAGGAGAGGUCUGAAGAUGCAGUUAUGAUGAAUACACCAAUAGUUAAAGCAGCACUUGAGAUGGGAUUUGAGAGAAAUCUUGUAAAGCAAACUGUCCAAAGCAAAAUCUUAGCUACAGGAGAAAACUAUAAAACUGUCCAGGAUCUUGUUACUGACCUGCUUAGUGCUCAAGAUGAAAAAAGAGAAGAAGAAAAUGAACGAAUUGCAGAGGAAAUGGCUUCAGAUGGAUUUACCUUCUUGAAAAAGCACCGUGCUGCACUGACUCACCGUCUUAAAAGUGUUAAAAGUUUAAUGGAACAUUUGCUUGAGCAAUCUGUAAUUUCCCCAAAGGAGUACGAAGCCAUCCAUAGUGCCUCCUCAGACAAACAACAGACAGCGCAGCUUAUUGAUGUGGUUCUUUCUAAAGGAAAUGCAGCUUCUGAAGUUUUCAAAAACUGGAUCCAGAAAAAUGAUGUUUACUUGCUGAGGGAGUUAAUGGCACAAACGAAUGAAUCAUUUUCACCAAGUCAAGAUAUAUCAGAUUUACCCAUGGAGGAACAGUUACGAAGGCUACAAGAAGAGCGUACCUGUAAAGUUUGUAUGGACAAGGAGGUCAAUAUAGUUUUUAUCCCUUGUGGACAUUUGGUUGUUUGUAAAGAGUGUGCACCUUCAUUACGCAAAUGCCCAAUUUGUAGGAGUGUUGUUAAGGGUACUGUACGCACAUUUCUGUCUUAGACUGAUUAAUAUUACACGAUGAAAUUUCUUACUCUUUGCCAUUAAAAUCCAUCCAUGUCCACCAGCACUUUGGAAAUGUUGUGGGAAAGUUUUAAGUAAACAUUUGUUCAGUGUUUAAAUGCUACAUUCAGAUGUUAAAUUACAAAAUUAUACAAAAUGCCUAUCUGUGGAAUAAAAUUUUUGCACAUUUCUGUAUCUUGCCUUUAAGUAAACAUUUGUUCAGUAUUUAAAUGCUACGUUCAGAUGUUAAAUUACAAAAUUAUACAAAAUGCCUAUCCGUGGAAUACAAUUUUUGUACAUUUCUGUA
Erpetoichthys calabaricus (reedfish) is the source of this 3365-nucleotide messenger RNA. RefSeq names its product baculoviral IAP repeat containing 2 (gene birc2). Bases 1247 to 3058 code for a protein of 603 amino acids. NCBI's taxonomy places the organism in Eukaryota, Metazoa, Chordata, Cladistia, Polypteriformes, Polypteridae. Gene Ontology annotation, biological process: regulation of apoptotic process. The transcript has 9 exons. The record is from RefSeq and is a predicted model, not a curated record.